Molecule: messenger RNA, 1521 nt
Organism: Adelges cooleyi (spruce gall adelgid)
Lineage: Eukaryota; Metazoa; Arthropoda; Insecta; Hemiptera; Adelgidae
Product: glycerol kinase-like
Exons: 1
Coding region: 1-1521 (506 amino acids)
Biological process (GO): glycerol-3-phosphate biosynthetic process; glycerol metabolic process; triglyceride metabolic process
Cellular component (GO): mitochondrion
Molecular function (GO): glycerol kinase activity
Source: RefSeq, a predicted model, not a curated record
AUGGCGGUAAGACCGCAGGCCGAAUUGAUAGGCGCGCUGAGCGUCGAGUCGGAUCUGGUGAGCUUCGCCGUGUUCUCGACGACUACCGGCCAGGAAGUGGCCACUUCGUCGAAACGGCUGCCGAUGCUCACGACGGGGUCGUCGUCGUCGUCGUCGUCGUCGGACUGUCGACAGCCGGCGGCCGCGUGGCAACCGGGCUGGGUGGAACAGGAGCCCGCCAAGGUGUGGGCGGCCGUCAACGAGGUCGUGGCCAACGUGUCCAACGAGAUGUGCCGCAGCGGACUGCCGGUGACGUACAUCAAAGCGUUGGGCGUCACCAACGAACCGGGCACCGUGCUGGCGUGGAACGCCGACACGGGCGGCGUGCUGUGCAACGCCGUGCACCGGACGGACGCCAGAGCGGCCGACGGGCCGGACGCCGCGGUCGAGUGGCUGACGCGGCACUCGGAACCGGUGAAGCGCGCGGGCCACAAAUGCCGGUUCGGCACGUGGGACACGUGGACGCUGUGGAUGCUCACUUCCGGGCAGGUGUACACGACGGACGUGACAAACGCCUCGCAGACCCGUCUGAUGGCCUUGCCCGGCCCCGAGUGGGACGAGUCCGUUUGCCGGGACCGCAACAUCUGUGUGGCAUCGUUGCCGCCAAUUCGCGCGCCGUCGCCGUCCACGUUGUACGCCGUCGUCACCGUCGGCGAAUUGAUCGGCCUGUCCGUGUAUUCGGUGAUGAGCCGGCCGAACGCGGUGCUCUGCGGACACGGCUGCGACUCGGCCGGCCAAGCGAGCGUCACCAUGGACGAACGGGGCGUGACGGUGAUGUGCGUCACGGGCCGCAGUCCGGUAACGUCGUCCGCCCUGACCGCGGUGGUGGCCUGCGUUACGGCGGACCACAAGGCCAACUCCGCCAUGCUGUACGCGCUGCAAGCCACGUCUCAGGUCAACAUGGCCGUGGCCAGUCUGGUGAGCAACUUGGCGUUGUUCAAGUCGACGGCCGAGUGCAUGAACGUCUAUUGUACGGCCGGCCCCAGCACGCCGGCGUACAUGGCCACGGAAGAGGGCGUGUCGUCCGCUCCGUACGGCCGCGCAGACGCCGGCGGCAUAAUGUGCGGCAUCACCGGCGACACGAGCAAAGAGCACUUGGCGCGCGCCGCCGUCGACUCCAUGUGCUUCACCGUGGCCGACGCGUUCAACGCGUCCCAGAGCGACUCGCGCAAAUCCGUCCACACGGCGUUCAUGGACGGCUCGUAUUCCGAGUACGACGACGUGUUGCAACAGCAGGCCGACGUGUGCGGCAUUCGGGUGAUCAAGAAUCACCGCAGAGACAUGGCCGUCUACGGCGUGGCCGUGGCCGCGGGCCUCGCGGUCAACAUCAAGUUCGGCAAUCACCGCUGCGACCCAGACGUGUACGACCCAAAGUCCAGCGCCGAGCAGCGGGCGCAAUGGCAGAAGCAAUGGGGCAAAUGCGUGCAGCGGAGUUACGGCUGGAACAGGAUUGGCGGCAGGCUGACCGACGAUUUUAGUUGA